Messenger RNA from Cynocephalus volans (Philippine flying lemur), 5235 nucleotides. RefSeq names its product mannosidase alpha class 1A member 2 (gene MAN1A2). Gene Ontology annotation, molecular function: calcium ion binding; mannosyl-oligosaccharide 1,2-alpha-mannosidase activity. Gene Ontology annotation, cellular component: endoplasmic reticulum; extracellular exosome; Golgi membrane. NCBI's taxonomy places the organism in Eukaryota, Metazoa, Chordata, Mammalia, Dermoptera, Cynocephalidae. The record is from RefSeq and is a predicted model, not a curated record. The transcript is spliced from 14 exons. The coding region runs from base 1411 to 3354 and encodes 647 amino acids. Gene Ontology annotation, biological process: mannose trimming involved in glycoprotein ERAD pathway; carbohydrate metabolic process.
GGAGGGGCGGCGGCGGCGGGGCCGGGAGCGUGCGCGCGCACAUCACACUCCGCCGCCCGGGGACGCCCACUAGCGAGUCCGGGCCGGUAGGCCGGCCAGCGCCCCGUCGCCCCCCGUCACCCUCCGGUUCCUCUCAGGCGUGAGCCCAACGGGUGUCCGCACCGCAACUGUUCCGUGCUUACCCGGCCUAAGGAGGCAGGGGACGAGGACCGGGCCGCAGCCCCGCGCCGCGCGUACGCGCUGCCUCUCCCGCAGCCGCCGCGGCCGCCACAGAGAGCAGCUGCGAGCCAUCGGAGGCAGCGCGGAGGAGGCCCCCGCGGCGGCCAGGCAGGAACCGACCUCUGUCCACCUGAGUCGCGGCUGCUCUCGCUCGCCCGGGGCCGCCCGCCUCCGCAGUGCUGAGCGAGGAAUGAGCAGGCGCCUGUCCUGGGCUUUCGGGCCGAGGGCCGAGACUCGGCUUCUUCCCACGCCUCAGGGGUGCGGGGGCUUGGUCACUGCGGUGGAGCACGGCGGGGUCAGCGGCGGCCUCGCUUGGGGAGCGGGAGCUGGGGUUAACUGAAGCGGCGGCGGGGAGGAGGAGCCGGGAGGGGGCGUCCGCCGCGCCUCCCCUCCCCCCGCACACGCCGGGGCUUCUCAGUGGCCGCUGGAGGAGGAAGUUCCGCUCCCUGACAGACCCGUGCGGUAGCAACAGCGGCGGCGGCGGCCGCGGCGACUUGGAGGGCUCGGGAUUUUGGACGCGGUUGCCCUGCGCGCCAGCCGUCGAGUGGGCAGCCUCGGAGCUCUGGCCGGCUUCCGGAGCCUGCAGGCAGCGUCUGGCAGAGCGGGCGGCCGAGAACUCCUUCCUGCUGCUUCACCCAGCGCUGCUGCUUUGGCUUCCCGGCCAGGUGGGAGACCUUCCUCGUUUGCAGACUUCCGAGGAGACCCUUAUUUUUUCCACGGCCAAGGUUAAGAGAUUCUGGAAUAGAAGCGUCAGAGGAGAUUAAGUGAACCUUCUGCAACUCCUCGGACCUCGCCAAGCUCCCUUUUGGGGCGCGAGACCACAUUUGAGCAUCUCAGUGGGGCGCAGAAAUGCAAGAACCCACUUUGUCCCUUCUCUGCAGUGUGGCUUGCCUGAUGUACCCCUAGGAAUGAAGAGGAGACUUGUCAUAACCCGAUGAGGUACUGAAAGCCAAAUGGCAAAGAAGAUAUCACAGGACAUAAGCUAGUGAUCGAUUGGGGGUGGGCAGACACGUUUCUGAAUGUAAUUGGUCGAGCGUGAAAGAGGUGUCCUCUUAAAAAGCACAACAGUCCUUUAAGAAGAGAAAAAUUGAGUUUUCCCGUUUUUGCCAAGAUUUUGAAGACAGUUCAAUGUGUUGUACAUUUUAUAUAAGAUGGGAACUUUGUGAAGUAUUCUGGCCAAGAGUGUAAACGAUGACUACCCCAGCUCUGCUGCCCCUGUCUGGACGUAGGAUACCACCUCUGAACCUGGGGCCGCCCUCCUUCCCACAUCACAGGGCUACCUUGAGACUUUCUGAGAAGUUUAUCCUUCUCCUUAUUCUUAGUGCCUUCAUCACCCUGUGUUUUGGGGCAUUCUUCUUCCUUCCAGACUCUUCAAAACACAAACGCUUUGAUCUGGGUUUAGAAGAUGUGUUAAUUCCUCAUGUAGAUGCCGGCAAAGGAGCUAAAAACCCUGGAGUCUUCCUGAUCCAUGGACCUGAUGAACACAGACACAGGGAAGAAGAAGAACGUCUGAGAAAUAAAAUUCGAGCUGAUCAUGAGAAGGCCCUGGAAGAAGCAAAAGAAAAAUUAAGGAAGUCAAAAGAAGAAAUUCGAGCAGAAAUUCAGACAGAGAAAAAUAAAGUAGUCCAAGAAAUGAAGACGAAAGAGAACAAGCCACUGCCACCAGUCCCUAUUCCAAACCUUGUAGGAAUAAAUGGUGGAGACCCAGAAGAUAAUGACAUAAGAAAGAAAAGGGAAAAAAUUAAAGAGAUGAUGAAACAUGCCUGGGAUAAUUAUAGGACAUAUGGAUGGGGACAUAAUGAACUCAGACCUAUUGCAAAGAAAGGACACUCCACUAACAUAUUUGGAAGUUCACAAAUGGGUGCUACCAUAGUAGAUGCUUUGGAUACCCUUUACAUUAUGGGACUUCAUGCUGAAUUCCAAGAUGGACAAAGAUGGAUUGAAGACAACCUUGAUUUCAGUGUAAAUUCAGAGGUAUCUGUAUUUGAAGUCAACAUUCGAUUUAUUGGAGGCCUACUUGCAGCAUAUUACCUUUCAGGAGAGGAGAUAUUCAAGAUUAAAGCAGUGCAAUUGGCUGAGAAACUCCUUCCUGCCUUUAACACACCUACUGGGAUUCCCUGGGCAAUGGUGAAUCUGAAAAGUGGAGUAGGGCGAAACUGGGGCUGGGCAUCUGCAGGUAGCAGCAUUCUGGCAGAAUUUGGUACACUGCAUAUGGAGUUUGUCCACCUCAGCUAUUUGACAGGGGACCUGGUUUACUAUAAAAAGGUCAUGCACAUUCGGAAACUACUUCAGAAAAUGGAUCGUCCAAAUGGUCUUUAUCCAAAUUAUUUGAACCCAAGAACAGGGCACUGGGGUCAGUAUCAUACAUCAGUUGGCGGUCUGGGAGACAGUUUUUAUGAAUACUUACUGAAAGCAUGGUUGAUGUCAGAUAAAACAGACCAUGAGGCAAGAAAGAUGUAUGAUGAUGCUAUUGAGGCUAUAGAAAAACAUCUUAUUAAGAAGUCCCGUGGAGGUCUUGUCUUUAUAGGAGAAUGGAAGAAUGGACACUUGGAAAAGAAGAUGGGGCAUUUGGCCUGCUUUGCUGGCGGAAUGUUUGCACUAGGAGCAGAUGGUUCCAGAACAGAUAAAGCUGGUCAUUAUUUAGAACUAGGGGCAGAAAUUGCACGCACAUGUCAUGAAUCAUAUGACAGAACUGCAUUAAAGUUGGGUCCUGAAUCAUUCAAGUUUGAUGGUGCAUUGGAGGCUGUGGCUGUCCGGCAGGCUGAAAAGUAUUAUAUCCUCCGUCCAGAAGUAAUUGAAACCUAUUGGUACCUAUGGCGAUUCACUCAUGAUCCAAGAUACAGGCAAUGGGGCUGGGAAGCAGCACUGGCUAUAGAAAAGUAUUGCCGAGUCAGUGGUGGAUUUUCUGGAGUAAAGGAUGUAUAUUCCUCUACUCCUACACAUGAUGAUGUACAGCAGAGCUUCUUUCUUGCAGAAACGUUAAAGUAUUUGUAUCUGCUAUUCUCCAGUGAUGAUCUUUUACCCUUAGACCACUGGGUGUUUAAUACAGAGGCUCAUCCUCUGCCAGUGUUACAUUUAGCAAACACCACACUUUCAGCUUCCACUGAAAUUAAAAGUUGGAAACAGUAUAAUUAGUCCAAAAUUUACUCUGAAUUUGGAGAUUUCAUGAAGCAAAGUUUGUACAAGAGCCCAUCUUAGAAUUCCAAAGACUUAUUUCUUUAUUGGAUAGCUUUUCAACUGUCUAUUAGCAUGUAGUAGAUUUAAGUUGGGAAAUGAAUAAAUUAAUGGAAUUGAAUAAGAGUGAUCAUCUUACAUGACAAAUCAUCAAAUAGUCCUCAUACUUCAGCCGAUGAUACAUAAAUGAUAGCCACCUCCAAAUUUUUCAGUACACAUGGACAAUAAAGAUGUAGAACCAGUUGCAUUAAGUCUUUAAGAGAGUAAAAUUUUAGCACAGAUUUUGAAAUUGUAAUAUCUUUUACUAUUUGAAAAUUUAAAAUUUUUAAAUGAGAACGGUAGAUGAAUGGAACUUUAGAAGAAAAAGAGAAAGUAUUUGGUUCUCAAAAUAAAUUUAAACUUCAUCCUAAAAAUAGCACAAGCCCACUUAUGAAUCACUGAAUAAAAAGUGAAAAACUUAAGUUGGCAACAACUCAGAGCAGCUGUGCAGAUGGCAAUGAACUCUCUCUUGUUUUGCACAGAAAAAUGCAGAAUAAAGGAAGGGGCCUUCUUGGAUCUCCAUGAACUCCUCAAAAGAUGAGGAGACAGAACCCCUACCCCAAGUACUCUGUAUUAGUUGGAUGACUGGAGCGUAAGAGAAGGCAGAAAAGUGUACAAGCAGGGCCAGUUCUGAUACAAGCAAGGACUUUGAGAGGGACAGUGAAAGGGCCUUCUUCAUGCCCCAUACCUUCUUUGUGAUGAUAAGACUAGAGCUUAUAACCGUGCUUCCAUUUUUUUCUUCUCUGAAUACCAAAGGCAAUUAAAGUCAGCUACAAAUGACUUGCCAGUGUCAUUGUUUAUAUUUCUUAUAGAUUUUUAAAUUAUUUCCUCCAAAAUCAAUCCUUAUCCCAUAUUCUGCUUAGUUUCCAAGAGUAUUCUUUCUUCUGUCCUUUAUAGCCCUUUAUAUUGUAGAUCUUAUUACUCAGGUUAAUACUCAUUGCAUUAUAAGACCUUCUGCAAAGAGCCUAAAAAUGCCCCUUUCCAGGUGCCUCCUCAAAGAGUUGACACCUCACCUUGUGCCUUUGGCACAAAUGUGCAGAAUAGAUAGAUCAGUUGGUACAUAAAUGGAAAUAAAAAAAUGCUGAACACCCCUCUACCUUUUACAUUUAUUUCUCUUCAUUUUAGAAUCACACUUUUGGUUCAAACUAGAUUUCUUUUUUUUUUUUUUUUUUAAUUCAACCAGUAUAAAGUUGUUAAAACCAAGAGAAUGGGGCCCUAACCAAAAAGAAGUCUCAUUGCAAAAAAUAAGGCCCCAGUCAGGGGGUUCUUUCUGGUGGGCUACACAUUUUAUGUCUCUCUGACACCACCUUAUUCCUGUGUUUGAGUAGAUGUUUGUGUGUAAGGGUAAAGCCUGGGCAUUGAAGGAAUGCAUUCUUUUUGUGGAGUAUUGACCCUGAUUCUCUAUGAUGUCAUCUAGGCCAACCCAGGGCUUCACUUGGUAGAUUUUAACAAAGCAGUUUGAAAUCUUGAUCAUCAACUCAUCUUCUCCACUCUCCAUUGCCGAAAUCUUUGUCAAGACUCUUAAAUUUGUUGAUAAAAGAUUGUGCUUGCCAUUCUCAUUAUAAUACAUUUUCUCCUUAAGCCUGCAUUUCUUUGAAUGAGUGUAUGAGUAAAUGAAAGAAUGAGUAAACAGACAUUUGUGGAGUAUCUAAUAUGUGCCAAGCAUUGUGCCUGGCACUUUCAAGAUUAGAACAUUUUAUGUGAUUCCAAUGGCAUUUUCUGUAUGAGAGUAGUUCAUCCCAUUUUAAAUGUUUUCCAGUAUGAAUUGUGUUACAAAAUUCUUAAUUUUAUAUUUCAUUUAAA